GCGUGUUCUGCUCUUCUUCUUUCUUCCCGCUGCAGCCCGAAAUCCCCCACCAAGCUGCCGGCGACUUCCUCCCUUGAAAAACCGGUAAAGCUUGAUGAUUUUCCCUUAUUUUCUUGUCCAAGAACCUGAUUUGGAACCCAGAAAUCUCCCCCGCUGCAGGAAGCUUCCGGAUCUGCUCUGUCCUUCCUCCCUUGUCCGCCGGCUGCUCUUGAUUGUGGGUGAUUUCUGGGCAUAUUUUUCGUCCGUGAGUUCCCCUACAACUUGCUGCCGGCCUCUUCUUCUCCCUGCAGCUCCGGUUUCUACAGCUGGAGAAUUAUGCUUUAGGAUGAAAUUUGAGCAUUGAUUCAAGUGAGAUUUAUGUGAUUGAGUGUUAAUUGAUUGCUGUGUGAUUUUUGGAGAAAAUCCCGUGAGAUUAGCUAGUGUUUUGGCCAAUUUUUGGAAGUUGGAGUUACUGUUCACGCCGGGGGUACUGUUCACCAACACUGUUCACACACCAAGGGCCAACAAUUAACGGGGAUUUAAAUGAUUAGUUUGUGAUAUAAGAAUGAAUUUGGAGAUAUUUGAUAUUGUGGAGAUUGAUGGAAAUGGCAUUGUGAUUAGGAAUGAUCCUAAUGAUGAUUUCAGUGUAAAUGUGUGAUAGUACGGUAAUUAAUCCGUGGAUAUUUUGAUUAGGUUCUCGUUCGUUCUGUCAGUUAGUACGUGAAUUGGGUGCUCGGUUUUAUGUGAGUGAGGUAAGUAAAUUUAUGGUAAUGCCCAUACAGCUUUUAAAAGCAUGUUUUGAUUUGUUUUUGAAGUGGUGGGGGAACUAAACCCGUUUUACAUGAGCAUGACUGAUUUGAAGUGAAAUGUUUAUGCUUUUCAUUAAAUUGAGCAUGCCUACUUGAAAGUUUAAUUGAUUGUCCUGAUGAUUUGAAAGUGAUUGGUGAAUUAUGAUUGUUCUGUUAACUUCUGCUUGUUUUGUCUCCGAUGUGGUCAUGUUAUUCGUGACCUCGCUAGUGGGGGAGGUUAUAAACGCUAGCACAUGUCGACAUGUAGUGAUAGAGUCGGUUCGUUCAACCCAGCUAGUGGGGGUUAUACACCAGCAAAUAGUGGCCCUGCUAGUGGGGAUUAUACACUGGCCGUGACCUAUAGAGGAGAUGUCUAUUUUGUUCCCGUACUGUACCCGUUUUUCGUGAUUACACUUGUUGGCAUGCUAUACGUUUAAUAAGGGCACUCCAUAUUUUACUUACUGAGUUUAUCUCAUAGUUUUCCUUGUCCACCAUUUUAGGAAGUGACACCGAGGACGGGUAAACCACGGGAAGUGACGAGUUAGAAAGUUAGCCAUUUUGAGAUUGAUUU
Rubroshorea leprosula is the source of this 1338-nucleotide messenger RNA. The record is from the annotation of a GenBank genome assembly. Lineage: Eukaryota; Viridiplantae; Streptophyta; Magnoliopsida; Malvales; Dipterocarpaceae.